GUUGCUACAUAAAUAUGUUAGAGACAGAAAGACAAAACAGAAAUGUAUAAAAAGUGUGUAUUACCAUCAAUUACUCUACUUUAGGUGGGUUGUAGACAUUGUUUAAAUUUCAUCAAAAAUGCUGGAAUAUUGCCAUCAACCUACGAGUGAAUAAGAAGAGUUUGUGAAAGAACACUGAGAACAGGAGUGAUCCAGAAUUCUGCAGAAUAAAACCUGAAGAUACUGAUUAACAAAGAGGGUAUUGCUUGGAUUGUAGGUGGGGGGAGUGAAUAACCAGCAUUCUCUUCCAUCCUCAAUAUCAUAACUGAGGUGAGACCCUUGAGCAAGGCACCGAACCCCCAAACUGCUCCCCGGGCACCACAGCAAUAUAGCUGCCCACUGCUCCAGAUCAUACUCAACGGCUGAUUGUUUUCACACACCAGUACUGAGCUGAGCUGUUCAACUGCAGUAUGUCAGAGGAGCGAAGAAAGGACUCUCUGUCUGAGAUGAGUCUCUCAGAUAAACAGAGUGUAAGAUCAGGCUCACAUGUGUUCAGCUCUGUGUUUGUGAAGAGUGACUGUUCAAAAGGUGAUGGACCAAACUUCAGGGAGAAAAAAACAUCAUCCAAAAAGAGGCUUCAGUGUGAAACAUUAGAUUCAGAUUUCCAGACUCACAGGAAUCACAAGAAUUUCAAAGAUCUCUUAUGGAUCUUCCAGGAUCUUGAGGGGAAAAUAAUCACAUUCCUCAAAAAUGAGCUAAAACAUUUAAUGAAACUAUUACAAAAAGAGAACGCACAAUACUUUGUAAAGGACUUUAAUGAGAAUAGACACAGUAUCAAAGAAGCAGCUCUUGAUCUCACACUCUACUUCUUGAGAGAGAUGAAGCAAGAUGAAGCUGCUGAUACUCUAGAAGACAAGCUGGUCUUCAUUCAUCAGCUGAAAUGUGGUUUAAAGGAGAAGUAUCAGUGUGUGUUUGAAGGAAUUGCAAAGCAAGGUGACUCCAUACUUUUGAAUAAUAUCUACACAGAUCUCUAUAUCACUCAGGGUUGCAGUGAACAGGUAAAUACUGAACAUGAGGUAAGACAGAUUGAAGUUGCUUCUAGGUGUCAUGACUUUCAAGAGAUACCAAUUGAGUGCAAAAAUUUGUUUGACGCAUCUGCACAAGACAAGGAGAUCAGAACUGUAUUGACAAAAGGAGUUGCUGGCAUUGGAAAAUCAGUUUCUGUGCAAAAGUUUGUUCUGGAUUGGGCUGAAGGAAAAGAAAAUCAAGAUAUCAGUUUCAUAUUUCCUCUUCCAUUCAGAGAGAUUAACUUAAAGGAAAAACAAAAACAAAGUUUAAUGGACAUUAUAGCUCAGUUUUUACCAGAGGCAAAAGGACUGAACCUUAAAAGAAGAAAUCAUUUUAAAGUCCUGUUUAUUCUUGAUGGACUGGACGAAUGUCGUCUUCCUUUGAACUUUGAGUUUAAUGAGACGUGGCAUGAUGUAUCAUCACCCGCCUCUCUAGAUGUUCUCCUAACGAACCUCAUCAAGGGAAAUCUGUUUCCUUCUGCCCACAUCUGGAUCACCACCAGACCAGCAGCUACCAGUAAGAUUCCUCCAGACUGUAUCGACCGGGUGACAGAGAUACGAGGAUUCAAUGAUGCACAAAAGGAGGAGUACUUCAGAAAAAGAUUCAUAGAUGACAAUCUGACCAAAGAAAUAAUUGAUCAUGUAAAACAAUCAAAGAGUCUCUUUAUCAUGUGCCACAUCCCAGUCUUCUGCUGGAUUUCAGCCACAGUUCUCCAGAACAUUUUAGAAGAGAAAAGAAGUGUGAAAAACAAUCAGGCUGAUGAUGCCUCCAAAACACUGCAGGAAUCAAACACUGAAGAUACUCCCAAGACUCUGACACAAAUGUACACACACUUUCUACGCUUUCAGAUCUUGCAGAGCAGGCGAAAGUAUGAUGGAGAAUAUACACCAGAUGUUUCCUGGGAUAAAGAUGCCAUCCUUUCACUGGGGAAACUGGCAUUUCAUCAGCUGGAAAGAAACAAUUUGAUCUUUUAUGAGUCAGACCUGGAAGCCUGUGGUAUUGAUGUCUAUAAGGCAUCAGUGUACUCAGGCAUGUGUACCCAGAUCUUUAAGGAGGAAACAGGGAUCAUUCUUGGUACCAUGUACUGUUUUGUUCACUUGAGCAUUCAGGAGUUUAUUGCAGCCCUUUAUGCACAUCUGUUUCUAGACAUCAACAAGAAAAAUGUGUUUGUUCAAGACUCUAUGGAACCGAAAAAAAAUGAAAGCAUGAUUGAUUUGCUCAAGACUGCAGUGGACAAGGCACUUGAGUGUGACAAUGGACAUCUGGACCUUUUCCUUCGCUUCCUUCUUGGUCUGUCACUUCAGUCCAAUAGACUUCUCUUACGAGGUCUGCUGCCACAGGAAGACUGCAAAGACCAGAGCAAAAAAGAAAUAGUUCAGUAUAUCAAGCAGAAAUUUGAAGCUAAUCUUUCUCCAGAGAGAUCCAUCAAUCUGUUCUACUGUCUGAAUGAACUGAACGACCAAUCUCUGGUGAAAGAGAUUCAGACCCACCUCAGAAAAGGAAGUCUCUCAUCUACUGACCUUUCACCUGCCCAGUGGUCUGCUUUGGCCUUUGUGUUGUUGACAUCAGAGAAGGAGCUGGAGGAGUUUGAGCUUCAGAAAUUUAGGAAAUCAGAUGAGUGUCUCAUUAGAUUAUCGACAGUCAUCAAAACACACAAUAGAGCUCUGUUAAAUGAUUGCAACUUAACAGACAGAAGUUGUUCAGCACUGGUUACAGUUCUUGAAUCAGACAACAGUCUGAAAGAGCUGAACAUGAACAAUAAUAAUCUGCAAGAUUCAGGAGUGAAGCUACUCUGCAUUGGACUGAAGAACAUGACGUGUAAAUUGGAGAUACUGAGGCUUAGCAUGUGUGAGCUAACAGAGGAAAGCUGUUCAGCUCUUGCUUCAAUUCUCAGUUCAGACUCCAGCAGUCUGAAGGAUCUUGACUUGAGUAAUAAUAAUAUUCGGGAUUCAGGGGUGACGUUACUCUCUGAUGGACUAAAAGAGAAAUGUAAACUGGAGAAACUCAGACUGUCAAACUGCAGUAUCACUGAAGAAGGUUAUAAAGCUCUGGCUUCAGCUCUGAGAUCAAACACUUCACACCUGAUAGAGUUGGAUCUCAUGGAAAAUGAUCCUGGACAAUCAGGAGUGAAGGAGCUCAAUGAUUUACUACAGGAUCCAAACUGUAAACUGAAGACACUGAGGUUUUUAGGUCCUGCUGCAGAUGAAGCCUUUCAGUAUGUGACUGGAGUUGUGGGUAAAAACCCAUUACUCUUGACAGAGCUGAAUCUGAGUGAACGUGAACUAGGAGACACACGAGUGAAUCAAAUUGCUGCUCUACUGCAGGAUAAACACUGUCAACUUAACACACUGAUACUAAAUAAUGACAGUAUCACAGAAGAAGGUUGUGCUGCUCUGACUUCAGCAUUUAAUUCAAACCCUUCAAACCUAAUAGAGCUGGAUCUGAGUGGAAAUAAACUAGGAAACUCAGGAAUGAUGAAGAUAUGUUGUCUGUUGAAAAAUACAAAAAGCAGAUUGAUGAAACUUAAACUUUCAGAUUGCGGUAUAACAGAAGAAGGUUAUAAAGCUCUGGCAUCAGCUCUGAGAUCAAACCCUUCACACCUGAUAGAGCUGGAUCUCAAAGGAAAUGAUCCUGGACAAUCAGGAGUGAAGGAGCUUAAUGAUUUACUUCAGGAUCCGAACUGUCAACUGAAGACACUGAGGUUUUUGUUUCCUGCUGCAGAUGAAGCCUGCCAGUUUGUGACUGGAAUUGUGGGUAAAAACCUGUUACUCCUGAGUGAGCUGAAUCUAAGUGGACGUUAUCUAGUAGACACACGAGUGAAUCAGAUUGCUGCUCUACUGCAGGAUAAACACUGUCAACUCAGUACACUGAUACUGUGUGGGUGCAAGAUUACAGAGAAACAGUGUCUCAUCCUGUCUUCAGCUCUGAAAUCAAACCCAUCACACCUGAGAGAACUGAACCUUAGUGGGAAUAAACUCAAAGACUCUGGAGUGAAAAACCUCAGUGAUCUACUGAUGAACCCACAAUGCAAGCUGGAGAAACUAGAGCUGUGUGGAUGCAGAAUUACAGAGAAACAGUGUCUCAUCCUGACUUCAGCUCUGAAAUCAAACCAAACACACCUGAGAGAGCUGGACCUCAGUGAAAAUAAAAUUAAAAACACAGGAGUAAAGCACUUAUGUGACAUACUGAAUGAUUCAGACUGUAAACUGGAGAGACUGAGUCUGCAUGACUGUGGCAUUACAGAUGUUUCUUUUUUAACUCACUCUUUGACAAACACAAAAGCACUGCAGUUUCUAAAAGAGCUUGAUCUGAGUUACAGUGUGAUUGGACAAUCAAAGCAGGAGCUCAUUUAUGUACUACGGCACUCAAACUGUAAACUACUAGAAAAAGAACACUGGCUCACAACUAGUCUAGGUGACAUUAAUUUAAGCUGACCCUCAACAGGAGGGAACCAGUAACUACCAUCAGGUGACAGAUCUGCACAAGAGCUUUACUACAGUGUAUAUGUCACGAAUCCUGUCCAUGGUCUUCGGUCUUCCCGUCACCAGAAGUUGCCUUCCUUCUGCAUUGACUCUCACACUGCACUGACUGUUACAUGUCACCCUGGACUACAUUUCCCAUGCUCCACUCACUGAUUACGCACACAUUUGCAGCCAAUCACACACAGUAUAAAAAUAUGAGGCCCCAACCAUCAUUCAGGGCAAAUUAUUGUUUGCGCAUAUCACUGUGUUAGUGAUAACAACAUUAUGGAGCCACUCCGAGUGUUUCCUAGUUCCCUAGACCAGUUAAGUCUUGCUCAUAGUCUGUUUUCCUGUAUCUAGAUCAUUGCCUGGUUUAUCUCGUCUUGCCUGUCAGCUGCCUGCCCUGGAUUUAUUGCCUGUCUUGCAUUAACCUUGCCAUUUUGGACUCUGUCCGCCCCUGGUUUGGAUUAUUGUCUGUCUAUUUGGAGUACCCGUUUGCCUUGCCCCCUGGAUUACAUUUGCUGUCGAUCGACCCUUGCCUGUUUACUGGACUGCCCUUGAGUCUUUCCUGUGCUAUAUCUGUUUGCUGGUGUAUUAAGUGGUGACACCACAACACAUCCAAGAUGUUUAAAAGAAAUUAUAAACUGUAAAGACUCUUGAACAUCAUGUCCAGGUUUGAAUCAUUUGUAAUUAUUAUAUGACUUUGUUGCUAAAUCUCAAAAAAAAAA
This is a messenger RNA of Labeo rohita (rohu), 5236 nucleotides long. RefSeq names its product NACHT, LRR and PYD domains-containing protein 3-like. Gene Ontology annotation, molecular function: protein binding. The record is from RefSeq and is a predicted model, not a curated record. The transcript is spliced from 19 exons. NCBI's taxonomy places the organism in Eukaryota, Metazoa, Chordata, Actinopteri, Cypriniformes, Cyprinidae. Bases 450 to 4481 code for a protein of 1343 amino acids.